CGCGACCUCCAGCGCGUUCCGUGGCUUUGCUCUCACCUCAGUCCCUACUACUCUUUCUAUCUUCUUUGCUGCUUCAUAAAUGCCACGCAGAACUUCCAACGCUGCCUCUGAUUCUGGCUCUGAGAAAGAACAAGAAUCGAAGGAGACCAAUGAGGGGGAGUUUGAGAUCGAGGCGAUCGUUAAGCAUAGCAACAGUGCCCUUGGCAAGGGUAUCAGAGCGUACUACGUCAAAUGGAAGGGCUACGACGACGAAGAAAACAGUUGGGUCACAGAGCAAGACGCUGCGGGUGCUCAGGAACUCAUCGACGCGUACUGGGCCGAAUACAAUGCCAAAAAGAACAAUCUCAGCUCUUCGACGUCGAAGGCUGCACGUCGAGCGAGUACCGUAAAGAAGACCCCGGAUCGAGGUGAACCGGCUUCCACGGGCACCAAGCGAGGUAGAAAACCGCGCACCUCCAAGGCUACGGAAGACGUCGACAUGGAUGCAGACGCAGAUGAUAGGGUGCCUGCAAAGAAAAGGAAAUCGGCUGGAAAACCUGAAGUUCUUGACGACGGUGACGCAGAGAACACGGAGGUGCAUGAUAUGGCAGAAUACGCAGGGCAGAGGUCAUGGGAAGGGCUGGUACACACGAUCGAUACUGUCGAGAGAGACGACGACGAAAACCUUACUGUCUACUUCAGACUGACGAACGGCAGUCACCGAAAGGAGCGCUCAAGCGUCUGUGCGGAGAAGUUCCCGAAGAAGCUCAUCAAAUUCUAUGAGUCCAAUUUGCGAUGGAAGUCGGCUGAUGCAGAUGGCUCCUCUUGAAACAUCCGAUAUUCAAUGCGCCUCCAUGUGGCUCAUUCGAGCAUCAAACCAUCCACACCCGUAGCGCAUUUGCUCAUUGUUACAUCCUGCUGGUUUGCUAGUGCUUGUAUUCUGCUGAGAUCCUGCCUCGAUGGCAAUGACAUGACCUGCAUGUACGAGCCUCAGGCCCGCGGCGCUCGGGGCGAUGCCUUUCCCCGGUGUUUCCACGUACCUGAUGGGCAUUUCUCCUCAGUCAAAUAUCACUGCGAUCAUCGCGGUGACCCGACAUUCGCUUCCGCUCUACGUAGACAAAAGGCUGAUACGCAGCAAUAACCGUAGGAUAACGACCGAAAUACAAGCGAAAACC
This is a messenger RNA of Punctularia strigosozonata HHB-11173 SS5, 1154 nucleotides long. RefSeq lists its product as uncharacterized. Gene Ontology annotation, cellular component: nucleus; pericentric heterochromatin. Gene Ontology annotation, molecular function: chromatin binding. The transcript has 6 exons. The coding region runs from base 80 to 808 and encodes 242 amino acids. Gene Ontology annotation, biological process: negative regulation of transcription by RNA polymerase II; chromatin organization. NCBI's taxonomy places the organism in Eukaryota, Fungi, Basidiomycota, Agaricomycetes, Corticiales, Punctulariaceae. The record is from RefSeq and is a predicted model, not a curated record.